GCUAGUGUCAGCUGUGCUGCUCUUUCGGACGUGUGCUACGCAAAACAAAAAUUAUGUUGUGUGGUGAAACGCGUGAAACCUGAACGUUGUAGCUGUGUGAGGUGAGCGCAUGAGGUUUUCGCUUUCACACUUAAGCAGUGGUACCUCUUGACAUCACCAUGGCUGGUUACAGAGGAAGGACAUCGAUAGACAAGCAGCUGCUCAAAAAUGUCAUCAGGCACACAGAAAGCAUGAACAAGGUACAUGAGGAGUCGGAGAUGUGGAGACAGUAUAAGGAGAUGGAGACUAGGAGGAAGGACACAUCACCAUACAGAAGUGGCCAGAUGAGAAGUGACAGAAGAGCUGACACGAAAGUCAAGACUUCUGGGGGAGUCUCUCCAGGCGGCUCCUAUUGGACCAAGAAGUUGUAUGAGGCAGAAGAGGCAGAUCCAGACAGAUGGGGACAUGGUGGCUUUAAGGAGUUGUACCCUGAUGCUUUCAGUAGUUCUUCAAGCGCGGAGGAGUGUGAAGACAGAAGUAGGAGUAAAAGACGCAAAAAGAAGAAGAAAGCAAAGAAGAAAGAUAUAUCAAAGAAAAGGAAACAUUCUGGUGACUCAGAUAGCUCUGAGCAGCGGGAAAAACGGAAAAUAUCGAAGAAGAGGAAAAGAAAGAAAAGCAGCAGUGAUGAUCACAGGAAAAGCAAGCUUAGUCGAUCUACCUCAAACGAUACUCACUCCAGCAAAAAUCAUCAACUGAGUUCAAGUAUUUUUAUACCAGCACCUGCAGAUAAAGACAAGUCUGUCAGACAUCGUCCAAAGCACAAAAAGAAGCUGAAAGGCUAAAAGAGAUCACAGCCGUGUUGAUGCAGACGUAGGACAGGAGAGUCCUUUGGUAGUGGAGAUGUAGUCUCCAAGCAGAUCUUGCAGUGGCAUAAGAUAGUAUCAUAAGCUUGGGAAGGAAUUUAGCCGGCAGCGGAGUUUCAUUCGCCACCUUUCCAAGCUUAUGAUACUAUCUUAUGCCACUGCAAGAUCUGCUUGGAGAUUAGUGGAGAUGGUGAUGCCAAGAUUAGGAACAGAAAGAGUCAGAGUGAUGGCACGUAGCAUCCUGGCGGUCCUGGAGAGUUUCACCAAAACAAGUGUAGAGAAAACGGAGACCCCAUUGUGCCCAUGGGUAAUGGGUACCAUUACAUUGUUCCAGGGCUGAAAAUGAUUUUAUUUUGGCAGAGCAGAGUUUGAUGGGGGGAAAUUGUGACCUUUUCCAUAUAAUUAUAUGCAGUCUUUUUCUGUCAGCUAUCCCCACCAGCCAUUUGUGGGAAUAGCUGACAGAAAAAGAUGGCAUAUCAUAAGGAAAAGGUCAUGAUUUUCCCCAUCAACCUUUCCUUAGGGAAUGAUUAUACAAAUACAUUUUUUCUAUGUAGAAAUAUUUGGUUUCUCAGGGCUCUUUUUAUGACUAAUGAAAUUUUAGGAUUCAAUGCCUUCUUGUGUGUCUAUUGCUACUGCAUGUACUAUUAAAGUAUUUUCAGAACAA
Molecule: messenger RNA, 1506 nt
Organism: Branchiostoma floridae (Florida lancelet)
Lineage: Eukaryota; Metazoa; Chordata; Leptocardii; Amphioxiformes; Branchiostomatidae
Exons: 6
Coding region: 159-821 (220 amino acids)
Source: RefSeq, a predicted model, not a curated record